This is a messenger RNA of Oncorhynchus nerka (sockeye salmon), 1107 nucleotides long. RefSeq lists its product as uncharacterized. NCBI's taxonomy places the organism in Eukaryota, Metazoa, Chordata, Actinopteri, Salmoniformes, Salmonidae. The record is from RefSeq and is a predicted model, not a curated record. The transcript is spliced from 4 exons. Bases 276 to 872 code for a protein of 198 amino acids.
ACAAUUACUAAGUUAUUAUUAAGUUAUGUAGAUGUGGCUCGUCUUACCUAGACCAUGUGCUAUUUAGUUCCAGCUGAAAACAUAGAAUGUUAAAGUAACUGUCCAGUGAAAAUCUCACAUUCUGUUGGCUCAUACCCAAAUAAUGUUGUUGACUCAUGCUAUACUCAUGUUUGUGGCCAAAGCAUACAUUGGAGAAAAAACACUUCAAAAACCACACCUCAAACUUGUAUCUCAAACAGAACAAUUAAAAAAUGCCUUCUAUUUCCUCAUAGAGGAUGAUGCCAUCAGAGAUGCUGUAUAUAAUGACGAGAUGGUCUUGUCUCCACCCUAACAAUGGGAGUCAUUGUCCUAAAGAUUUAGAGUCGGAUGAUUUUCAAAAGGAGACUAGAAAAUGCUUCCAAAAAAUGAUACAAAUCAAGAACAACCGAUUCCUGGUUGUAGAUGAAGACGUUCUCAAGUUUAAAGAGCUGAAUAAGGAGCAAUGCAAAGCAGAUGAUUGCCGGUUCAGUAUCCAACAAUAUAAAAACAAUGACAUUGCCAAGGCCAGUGGAAUUGCUGUUAUUCUCUCUGUGACAUCACCUUGUAAGCAAACUUACAUGGUGUGCUGCAAGAAUGGGGACCAAGAAGGAGUUUCUGCUAAACCACUGGAGCAACCUUUGCCUGACCAAAUUGGCUGCACAAAACAUGAGGCUGUGUUCUUCAUGGAAGUCAUUCCUGGUACAUCUCAGUACAGAUUUCAGUCAUCGCUGUGGACUAGUUCAUACUUGAGCUUUGAGGCUGGACCAGAUGCAGAGCUCAUAAAGUUAGUUCUCAGGGAGGUGCCUAAGGAUGUUGUGGAUGAGAACUCUAAAAUGCGCUUACUGGCAUGUUGAGUUUAUGGUUCUUUUGUUAAGCCACUGUAAAUACUCAGUGUUUAUAGAAUAGAAAGUUAUUGGUCCAGUUUAUAAAAUUGUUUUUUUUAUGCUUAAAUACCCAUUAUAGAGUAGUAUACACUUACGUUCGAUUGCUUAGUCAUUCUGAACAGUUACUAGAAGCUGUUUCUACCUGUGUGUAGUCUACCGUCCUCUGUAUACGCUCUGUAUUAAACUGAUUUAAUACAUAAUCAAA